AUGUUGUUAAAUUCCUAUUUCUUUACCACGUCAUUAACUUUGUUAGCAACGAGUUUAAACUCCGUUUUUGCUGCUGACAGUGAUGAUUCUAGCAGUAACUCGACCCUAGCACCUAUUGAGAUCAAAGGUAAUGCAUUUUUCAAUUCAGAAUCAGGUGAUAGAUUUUACAUUCGUGGUGUGGAUUAUCAACCAGGUGGGUCAUCAAACUUGACAGAUCCAUUAGCCGAUGUGGACAUUUGUAAAAGAGAUGUCCCUGUCUUUAAAGAUUUAGGUAUUAACACCAUUAGAGUUUAUACUGUGGAUAAUUCUUUGGAUCAUGAAGAAUGUAUGCAAUUGUUAGCUGAUGCGGGUAUUUAUUUGAUCUUGGAUGUUAAUACUCCUGAUAGUUCCAUUUCAAGAUAUAACCCUGCUUGUUCUUACAAUGCUGAUUAUUUACAAAACGUUUUCGCUACUAUUGAUGUCUUUGCUAAAUAUGAUAAUGUUCUAGGGUUCUUUGCUGGUAAUGAGGUUAUUAACAGUAAAAAUACGACUAAUACCGCUACUUAUGUUAAGGCGGUUGUUAGAGAUAUGAAGAAAUAUAUUAAAGCAAGAGAUUACAGAAAGAUUCCUAUUGGUUAUUCUGCUGCUGAUAUUGUUGAAAAUAGACAAUUGGCUGCUGAAUAUUUCAAUUGUGGUUCUGAUGACGAUUCUAGAAUCGAUAUGUUUGGUGUUAAUGAUUAUUCUUGGUGUGGACAGUCAUCUUUUGUUACUUCAGGUUAUAACACAAAGAUGCAAUUAUACAAAGGUUAUUCUAUUCCAAUUUUCUUAAGUGAAUUUGGUUGUAAUGAAGUUGUCAGUUCAAGACCAUUUACUGAAAUUGAAGCUAUCUAUUCUACACAAAUGUCUUCAGUUUUCUCAGGUGGGUUAGUUUACGAAUAUUCUAACGAAACAAACAAUUAUGGGUUGGUUCAAAUUAAUGGGGACACGGUUACCAAAUUAGAUGAUUUUGUCAACUUGAAGAAUGAAUAUAGUAAAGUAUCAAAUCCAACUGGUGAUGGUGGAUAUUCUACUUCUAAUAAUUAUUCUACUUGUCCGGAUUUCGAAAAGGGUGUUUGGGAAGCAAAUGCUACAUUACCAGCCAUGCCAAGUGCAGCUUCAGCAUAUUUCUCGACAGGUGCUGGUGAACCAAUGGGUACUAUUCUUUCCACUCAAAAUAAUUGUUAUGAUGAUGAUGACGACGACGAUGAUGAUGAUUACGAAGAUGAUGAAGAUUCAUCCUCAUCUUCCGCUGUUUCAUCUUCAAUUUCUUCGUCAUCAACUGAAGAAGAAGAAAGCUCUUCAAUGUCAAGUACAGCUAACUUUACUUCAUCAGUCACUAAUACUGCUCAAGUGAGAGUUACGUCUAGAUCUAGUUCAGUUAUAAGUUCAACUUCAGCUUCAACUUCAAGCUCGAGUAGUUCAUCGAGCUCAUCCAGAGGAUCAGGCUCUAUCGUUGAAGUACCAAUGAUUUUCCAAGUCAUUGCGGAACUAUGGAAUUAUAUCCUUUGA
Naumovozyma dairenensis CBS 421 is the source of this 1527-nucleotide messenger RNA. It is a transcript of the gene GAS5, whose product is annotated as 1,3-beta-glucanosyltransferase. Gene Ontology annotation, molecular function: 1,3-beta-glucanosyltransferase activity. Bases 1 to 1527 code for a protein of 508 amino acids. The record is from RefSeq and is a predicted model, not a curated record. Gene Ontology annotation, cellular component: fungal-type cell wall; cytoplasm. Gene Ontology annotation, biological process: fungal-type cell wall (1->3)-beta-D-glucan biosynthetic process. The transcript has a single exon. NCBI's taxonomy places the organism in Eukaryota, Fungi, Ascomycota, Saccharomycetes, Saccharomycetales, Saccharomycetaceae.